UAAUUUUGGUUCACGUACAAGCCAAAAUUUUUUCCAUUUAUUUAGGUUUCAGCCAAUCAAUCUUAGAAAUUAUAGGAAAUUAGCCGCAAAUAAAACUGCGAGUGAUCUCGAUGAUAACAUCACAAAGAAAAAAAAUUAUAUGAUAUCACAAAUACUCGCAUAUAACAAGAACGGCACUUUUAUUUUCUUUUAAUCGGAUUUUGAAAGAGUGAUUCUUCUUUUUUUUUUUAAAAAAAAAAAGGGUUUGAAAUCUUUUUGGAAUACUACCUCCCAUCUGCUGAUGACCUUUUUUCAAUUUUAUUAAUAUUCGUGUUGCCUAUCACUUUUGCAAUGGCAACUUUGCGACAGAAAUGGGCUAUUCACAGAACCUACCGUCGUAUUCAAAAUUGUUGGCAGGAAUAUCUUUCUGUCUCAGAUAAAGAUGAUGUUCAAUUGAUGAUUCAAAAACUUGAAAACUUUCUUGAUAUUUUUCAAGAAGCUUAUAAAGAAUGGAGCGCAUCAGGAAUUAUUAUACCAACUGAUUUUUCGUUGGAUAAAAUAUACGGUGAUUGUUCAGAAGUAUUAGUGAAUUUACUUAAUACUAUUGAUCGGGAAGUUAACAAAGAAAAGCCAGAUCCUGGUGUUGAAAGAGUAGCUGAUUUAGUUAAUAAAGCAUUAAAUGUAGCUGAAUUAAUAUUAAAAGAUGAAAAAUAUCGACAAUUAGUUGCAAACACUCCUAAUUUAAUUUAUCGAAUAUUAUUAUUAUUGGAAAAAUUAAAUACAAUUGAAGCUAAAAAAUUAACUUUGAGAGUUAUUAGUACAUUGGGUGAAAAUGAUUGGAAUAAAAUUGAAAUAGGUCGACAUCAAGGUUUCAAAAAAAUUUUACGUUUAUUAAUCGAAGAUGAUCCUGAGUUAACAUCAGAAAUUGUUAGAACUAUAAAACAUUUUCUUGAAGUUCGAGAUGAAGAUAUUCAGAAAAAGGGUCUAGGAUUUUCAAAUAUUGGUAGAAGUAUAUCAAAAAAUCGUAAUAAUUAUAUUAAUGACAAUGAUAUAAAUAUGACAUUAAAUGAUGAAAAUUUUAUUUCUCGAUGCGAUUCUUAUGAUAAUGAUUUUAAUGAAGAAGAAAGGGACAAUGUAAAUACUUUCUUUAGUAGCCUUGUUGGAGGGAAAGUUUCAAACAUGGUUGCUGAAAUGCGGGAAUUGAUAUUUACUGAACUUGGGAGAGUAUUUCCAAAUUUACACGCACUUGCAAGUGAAAUUAUGGUUAAUCAUGGUGAUAGUCUUAAUGAUAAAAGAAUUGACAGAAGAAUUUCUUUCAUACCUUCAUCGGAUAAAAUAACAUCUAUAAUACCGCGUUUUAAUUUAAUUCAUUCGAAUCAAGAAUCAUCUUGCCAUCAAAAUGAUGUGUUAGAAAAGGACAAUUCGAAUAUAUUAAUCAGCGAAAAUAAUUUAUGUAACGAUAACAAUAAUGUUAUAUCAUCAUGUCUAGAAGAUGAAGAUGAUUCUUCAACAGACACGAGCGGUAGUGAUAAGAGAUGUUCGGAUAAUGAAGUUGAUAAAUAUUCUGAAACAAGUGUCUCAUCUGUUGCAACAAAUGAAAGCACAGAAAAUUCGACGAUUUCAUUUAAAGAAUUUAAUAUUAAUAGUAAUAAUUCAGAUAUGUUAAAGGAAUAUAUGCGCGUUCAAGGUGCUCUUCGAUCUUUAACUAGCAUAUUGUCUGAAGGUGUGUCUCAUUCAGGUGUGACAACUAUAUCAAAGUUAGACAUAAUAGAGACCAUUUGCAAGUUAUUGUUUCAUAAUACAGCAAAUCAGGCCGAAUUUCGAAAGAUGGACGGCUAUACAACUAUGCUUAAAGCACUUGAUCAAGUUCUGGAAGAUGGAGUGGGAGAACGUGAAAGUUUUCUUAAAGACUGCUUUAAUGUUUUCUUUAUAACAAGUCUUAACGAUAAUGAAGAUAAGAUUGUUGGCAACAUUGAUGCUUUGAAUCUUGUAUUUCGUACGAUGGUCUUUUCUUCUCAUCUUGAUAUACGGCAACACGCUCUUAAUUGUAUUCAAGAUUUAAUCACAACAAAUUGUCUUAAUGCAGUUGCUGCAUGGAAAGUUGGUGGGGUGGAUCUUUUGAUGAAGAUGUUGAAUUCCGCAAUUCAUGUGAAUGGAGAUAUUAAUGAUCUUUGCCGAGUAUUGGAAUUGGGAGAAUUAUCUCAAGCAAGCUGUGAAACUUUCCCCGAUAUAAGAUAUGAUAAAACGGCGAUGGAUCCAAAUUCUCCGUCAUUAUUUUCUGCCGGAUCUCCAGUUGCACAAACUGUUGAUUCACAUCCAGUGUAUCGUUAUUUAGUAGCUGUAACAAGGUUGUUGGAAUAUAUGGCCACUAUUUUAAGUGAGAACAAUUCUUAUAUAUUGAAAGAAUAUACACGUAUAUUAAUGGAAAUUAGCUUGCCAUCAAGAUCUAUUGUUGUUAAUAUCAUCUUGCGUAGUGUUUCACGUUUGUUAACUGACCUUCUUAGUCGUUACAAAGACGUUGAGAAAAAUUUUUUGAGUAUAUACUUGCAAUUUAUAAGAGAUAUAUUUCAAAUGUGCGAGUUUGAUGGUUUGGCAUCAGAUUUAAAUACACGCUUAAACACUGAAACUAAAACGGACGUAAUUUUAAACGAGUUUGAACGAGUACUAAUUGCUGAACAGAAUCUUCUUCUUUUACAUAUCGUUGGAUUAUUGGUUGAUGCCACAGGAAGAAAUAUGGAGUUAUUUGAAGCUUUACAAGGAUUCGAAACACUCCAUGAUGCUAUAGUUCUUUCUAGUGCAUGUGUAGAAUAUGUAGCAGAUGAUACUCAAGAAUUGUCUACUAAGAAGGAUUAUCUUGGAUUAGAAGAAGAUAUAAUGGUUGCAGAUAUGGCUCUUUGGUUAUUGAGAGAAUAUAUGGUUUGUGGCUUGGAUUGUAUUGAAAGUGUCAAGUGGAUGAUAAAAUUAACGAAGUAUAUUCUUGCGAAUAUCAGUUAUUCUCCAAAUUCUACUGAAGUAAAUUCCAUUGCAAGUAGCAAAACUCCAGUUAUUUCGCGAGUAAAUUCAUUAUUAAAUCCAAAAAAUCUUUGUAAUUCACUUCAACGUCCAAAACGAGCUACUUUUCCGUGGCUUCAGACAAAAGUUUGCAACGUAGUAUCUUCUGUACUUCGUAAGAGUGAUAAAGCAAAACAGCUAUUUGGAGAAUUUGGUGGUUUAGAAGUCAUGUUAGGAAUAAUAAGUCAUACACAAGAUUCUAAUGUUGCAUCCGCUGCUCUUGUAACUGUUGGUGAUUUUUUUGCCGGUUAUGAAGGUGUACAACAAUUAUUGGGAAAUUUAUUUGGAUAUGAUGGUUUCUUAGAAUUAAUCCUUUCUUCAGUAACACCUAUUGACAAGACAUGCUGUGAGAUUGUUCUUGAAGUUGCAACAAUUGGAAGUAUUGGACAAUCGUUAUCUCAAUGCCCUGGAACAGCUGAUCCAUUUUUGAUUAGUAGUGAUAUUAUGCCUUUUAUUUCAGGAUUGUUAGAUCCAAUCCCAUUAUUUACAGAAUUACUUCCGUUUACGCAAAAAAGACGUGUUGGAUUUAAUAAAAAGAGCAAAAAACAAGAACACGAACGUAAUAGCAGCCGUGCAACUGUAGGCAGCCAAACUUCACUUUCGCAUUCGACGAAUUUUUAUGAAGGGAACGCUAAAAAUGAUUCGUCAUCGUCAUCUCUUAGUAAUAUUCCCGACGAGAAUGGUUUAAUAAAUCAUUCUAAUAAUACGUCCGGAAUAUCCAUAUCGAGUAAUAAUUUUGGCCCUGAAGCGCCAGUUGGUAGUUUUGAUACAGUUUCUAGAAGUAGCAUGCAACUUCUAAGUCCUACAUUAUCACCUGUUGAUCGACUUAAAACCGAAGAAAUGAUUGAUCAACAGAAUAAACAAGCAACUCGAAAACGAAGUAAUUCUCGUAAUUUAGGUGGAUUUGGUUUAAAUUCCAAUGCCGUCAAAUCAAAUUCUUCAACAAUUAAUGAUAAGCUUCGACAUUGGGCGGGAAUUAUUUUUCGAGAUUCAGAUGCUGCAAUGAUGGCUUUAAAGCUUCUUUAUAAUAUUGCAGAUGGAAAUGAUGAUAAAUUACAACAUUAUUUUUUUAAUUUAUUAAUGAUGUUGAUGGAGGUUAAUCCACGUAAUAAAGAACUUUUAUGUGCUAAUGGUGCCCUGAAAUUCGUAAUGGAAGUUUUAUUUGUAAAAGGUAAAUGUACGAACGACGUAGAACCUUUUAAACAACAUUCACCAUCGUAUGUAGAUUUAAUACCUGCAUUAGGAGCAUAUGAUAUCACAAACUCUGAUGUUUCAUUGUUAUUUGAGGCAGCAUAUGAUCCUCUUAAUAUGUUUGGACAUUUUUUGGAUAGAGGAUCACGCAGAAUAUCAAUUGCUAGCUCACAAUCUUUACCCUCUCCUAAAAAUUCAACAAUUAAAAUUGAUCCUUUCUUCAUUCGUGAGAUACAAAUGCAAAUGAUUUACUCAAUUGAACGAAUAUCCGAAAGAAUGGAUCCAUCUUGUUAUUUUAAUUUCAAUGGAGUUGACGGUGUGGUACAAACUGCUCCUUUGGAUAAAUUUCCUAGUAUGAAGAAUGGUUACACGCUUAGCAUGUGGAUUAAAGUUACCGCUUUCUUUGAAAAUGAAACCGGAUUAUUAUGUUAUGAAGAUAAAUCAGGGACAAAUACAACUUUUGAACUUUAUUUUAAACAUAUGGAUAGAUCGAAUCGAUAUUGUCUAUGUGUUCGAACGCAACAUUUUCCUUUACCACCUGAAGAUUUUGUUUUUGAUGGUUUCGAUUUUCAAGAAAUUGGAAUUUGGCAUCAUGUCGUAUUUGUUCAUUCAAAAGAUAGUACAUCGUUAAUCGUUGAUGGAUCUAUGAUACAAUCAUAUAAUAUGUUUAAUUAUCCAAAGAUGACAGGAAAAGAAAAAAUUGUUGCUGUUAUUGGACGUCGUGGAAAGAAAGUUUAUCCUACUAAUAAUGAAUCAAAAUCCGCAAUCAAUAGUUAUUUUUAUGGACAAAUUGGUUCCAUUUAUUUAUUCAGAGGACUUUGGGAUGAAGCAAUAUCGGAAAAAAUUUUCAAUAAAGGUCCAGCUUAUUCUAAGAAUUAUCGUUUACUUGGCGUAGAGAAUAAAGAAGUGAUGGCCAUUCAUCCACAAGCAUACUUGAGCAGCGAACAAAGAUCUAUAAUUGAAAAUGAUAAAUCUCGAAGAAAUUCGGAUUCAAUGGAUUUUACAAAGACAAGUGGGAAAAUGGAAGGAGGUUGUUCUGUACAUGCUACUCGUUCUAUGAAAGACAUUAUUGAACAAACCGGGAGAAUAGAAAAUUGUUUACAGAUCUUAGAUAUGGAUCCUCAACAACAAUUAAUUGGUCUUCGUACAAUAUCUAAUUUACUUUAUAAAAGUCCACAGAAUAUUGCAAAGUUUAAGGAAAAAAAUGGGUUUGAUGUGACUCGUAAAUCUUUGAGUAGAGAUUAUAGUAUUUUAUGUUCUGAACAUUUCAAUGUGCUAUUAGAUAUAGUUAGUGAUGGUGUCACAAAAAAUGAUCAAAUAUUCAUUACGAACAUUGAUCCUUUGAGAAUUAUUAUCGAUCUUUUAAUUAAUUGUAAAGAAUCUGUACAAUUGCCAGUAGUACGGACUUUAAUGGACAUGUUGGUUGAUGUGCCAGAAAACCUUAAAACGUGGCGUAAUAGCCUUGGCUUGGGUAUUUUAUUUGAUCUUAUUGAUAACCUUCCUACAUCACUCCAACCGUUUAUAAUGCGAACACUUGAAGUAAUGAUUUUGGAUUUAAGUGUUGAAGAACUAACAAAGUUAUUUGAAUAUUUGAAAAAGGACAAAUGGAUGAACGUUGAACUUAAAUGUGACAUUAUUUGCAUGAUUUAUAAGAAUAUGACAUUUGAUGUACAACUUGUUGAAAAAAUACGUGGAUUGAAAGGUCUAUCUCUUUUAAUGCCAUUUCUUGAAGCUCCUAAUGAAAAAUUCCGUAUUACAAUUCUUAAAAUGAUGGGGAUUUUAAUGAGUUCAAAUGUUAAACAUAGUAGAGGAGUUCUUACCAAAAAUAAUGGAUUUGAGAAGAUGAGAUUUUAUUUAGUAAUGCAUCAACUUUCAUUGGAAUUUACACAAGUUUUAAUAGGAGUUGGAAUAAAAUUUUAUUAUUGUGAUCCAGAAUUUAAAAAUUGUUCUUUAACCAUGUUGGAUAGACCUAUAUUAAAACGUUCUUCACCUCGAAAUUCGGAAGAUAGCAUCUCUCGAUCAAUGAAUAAGAAUACCGAAGAAUUAAUAUAUCCUGAAACUAUUAGUUUAAUAUUUGAUUUACUUAAAAUAUCUGAAAAUUCUGAACUUGUAUUCCAAGUAUUAGCUGAUAUAAAAAGAAUAUUAACACCUGAUAAUAUGAGAUGUUUAUGGGAACAAAAUUGGUUAGAAUGGAUCAUAAUUUUUCUAAGAGAAAGGUCAAAAAUUAAUGAGAGCACUAUUUAUAGUCAACGUAUACUUACGAUGACUGAUACGAUUAUACAGAAAAUGAUGGUAUUUGAUGUUUCGCGUAAGAAUUCUAUCACAGCAAAAACAAAGGGCGCAUUAAUUACAACACAAAAUCCUUCGAAUAAAAGUGAUUCUGAAGAAUUUAUACUUCGACUUAUUGACAUUCUUCUUUCAUAUUUUGAUAAGAAUCCUAAUGUUAACACGGAAAUUUCAAGUUAUGUUUUUAGAAAUCUUGGAAUCCUAUUUCGAUACCUUGAUGAUCAUCUUCGUAAGAACAUUUCAAAUUCAUCAUCAUCACAAUCUUGUAGAUCAAGUCUUAUCAUUAAUACAAGUCAACCUAUUUCGAUGCCACCAUCUCCACCUUAUUCACCUAUAACUAAUUCCAAUAAUAAUUCAUUUCAAAGUCAACAACAACAAAUUUUAAUUACGACCACGUCAGUUCGACGUCAUUUUGCAAGUACAAUAAAUAUAUUAGCAUGUCAUAAUAAUUCUACUAUACGUACGAGUAUGAAAUCUUCAGGAUUAUUUAAAAUUCGUGAUAAUUUGAUAAAAGACUAUAAAGAUUUAGCUCCUAUAGAUGGAAAUGAGUUUGUAUAAUAUUGAUUAUAGAAAUUUUCUUUAUUUAAACCUUUUUUUUUUUUUCUUUUUUUGUGAAGGGGAAAGGGUAUUCAAAAAAAGAGGGCGUUAUAAUUCUUCAAUUUUUUAUUUUUUAUUUGCUUAUUUAUUUAUUGUAUAUUUUAAAGUAAUUAUUUUUUUUUUU
This is a messenger RNA of Rhizophagus irregularis DAOM 181602=DAOM 197198, 7228 nucleotides long. RefSeq lists its product as uncharacterized. The record is from RefSeq and is a predicted model, not a curated record. Lineage: Eukaryota; Fungi; Glomeromycota; Glomeromycetes; Glomerales; Glomeraceae.